AUUGUAGUUUCACAUUCACAACAGUUUGAUUGAAUCUUUAUUUCGAUUUGUUUAUUUUUCUAGCUUAACGCUGUAUUUAAAGGCUGAUUGUGUAAAGUUUCAGUUUUGCGGAACAGUUCUGCAUUCUAAUCGUCCAAAUAAUUGACCUCUGUGAAUAUAACAAAGCGCCAUCUAUUGUAACACAUUCCCUUACUUCGGGUCGAAAUUGUAGCACUGCGACCAAAGCUUUAUCAUUCUUGAAAUAAUAACAAACACAAAUCGCUGUCAAAAACACAACAACACGGCAACGGUGCCACAUUCUGCACAAUACCGAAUUUAUCGUUCUGUGCGAUUUUGCCCACUACCGAAGUUGUGUAUUAAAAUAUCUAUCCAUCGAAAUCUACGGAAAGGUUGACCCUACUCUCAUCUUACACUGUAUCGGCAAAAUUAGUUGAUCAUGAAGGACGAAACCCAGCAAUUUGAUGUGGCAUCGCACUUUGUUAGCAUUCUGGAGAAGGAUGAUACCAUAUCGCCUGGCAUUGCGGCCAUUAAAACGCUGCUGAUGGUGCUGGAGAAGACCAAAUUUGAUACUGUGCAGGAGUUUCAUUCGACUCUUCAGGCAGCGGUGGGAGCGAUGCGUAAAACGGAUAAACCGAUGACAUCGGUCGUGUCGGGGACGGAACUGUUCUCACGCUUCAUUACGUUGGCCAAGUUUGACGACAAAACGAUGGACGAAGUGCGAGAAAUUAUGUUAAACCGUGGCAAAAUGUUUCUCGAGAAGCUGCUGGAAAGUAGGAACGUAAUUGCCAAACAGGCCAUCACGUUCAUCAGCGAAGGAUGUCGAAUUCUCACACACGCACGAUCGCGAACAGUUCGGGAGGCGCUGAUAUUGGCCGCACAGAAUAACAAACGGUUUCACGUGUUUGUUACUCACAGUGCACCGGAUCAGCAUGGGGAGCAAAUGGUGCAAGAGCUGGAGAAUGCCGGUAUCGACUGUACGCUAAUCCUUGACACGGCCAUCGGGUACGUGAUGGAAACGGUGGACAUGGUGCUGGUCGGUGCCGAAGGUGUGGUUGAAAGUGGUGGCAUCAUCAACCGUAUUGGCACUGUGACGAUGGCGAUAUGUGCCAAGGAGAUGAAGAAACCGUUUUACGCGUUGGUGGAAAGCUUCAAAUUCUGUCGACUGUUUCCACUCAAUCAGCGGGACCUACCGAAUGAGUAUAAGUACAACAAGAAAAAUUUAAAGGACACGACAAAGGUACACCCCAUGGUUGACUAUACGCCACCCGGAUACAUUACUUUGCUCUUUACCGACCUGGGCAUUCUGGCCCCGUCAGCGGUUAGUGAUGAAUUGAUUAAAUUGUAUCUGUAGGGUUGCUUUUAUUUUCCAAUAUGGAUGCCGAAUGGCAAUGAAAAUAAAAUUACUGUAGAUACCUUCA
This is a messenger RNA of Anopheles stephensi (Asian malaria mosquito), 1418 nucleotides long. RefSeq names its product translation initiation factor eIF-2B subunit alpha (gene eIF2Balpha). The record is from RefSeq and is a predicted model, not a curated record. The transcript has 6 exons. Gene Ontology annotation, molecular function: guanyl-nucleotide exchange factor activity; translation initiation factor activity. Bases 437 to 1351 code for a protein of 304 amino acids. Lineage: Eukaryota; Metazoa; Arthropoda; Insecta; Diptera; Culicidae. Gene Ontology annotation, biological process: translational initiation. Gene Ontology annotation, cellular component: eukaryotic translation initiation factor 2B complex.